Molecule: messenger RNA, 1542 nt
Organism: Galleria mellonella (greater wax moth)
Lineage: Eukaryota; Metazoa; Arthropoda; Insecta; Lepidoptera; Pyralidae
Product: cytochrome c oxidase assembly protein COX15 homolog
Exons: 8
Coding region: 197-1486 (429 amino acids)
Biological process (GO): heme A biosynthetic process
Cellular component (GO): mitochondrial inner membrane
Molecular function (GO): oxidoreductase activity, acting on NAD(P)H, heme protein as acceptor
Source: RefSeq, a predicted model, not a curated record
AUGUCAAAAAUCGUACAUUUUCGUUCAUUGAUAUUGGUUCGAUUCCUAUAUUUUAUUACGUUAACAAAAUUAUUAUAUACAAUAAUUACAGUACAAAAAUGCAUUUUACGUAAUAUGAAAUACCGAACAUUUAUUUGUGAAGAAUUAAAUUCGUACUUGUAUUAAACGUUACUCCAAGAAUUAAUUUUAACCAAAAAUGUUAGUGUCACAAUUGUGCCGGUGCACUCGGCCAUUGAAAACUGCACCCUCCUGGUUGCUGGUGGGGAAUAGGAGUGGUACCAAUAGCAGCCUGCUCACAAGACAGUUGAUUACUUCCACAAGAUGCGGCAAUUCCAGAAUAGGUUAUAAGGGUCUAAGGAUAAAUGAAAUAAUCAAGUCAAACGGCAUCGUCGCGAGGUUUUGCUCCAGUGCUCCGAAGCCGAAGACACCAAAAGUGGUGGGCUACUGGCUGCUCGGCUGCAGUGGCAUGGUGUUCACAGCCGUCGUACUAGGUGGUGUGACAAGGCUGACGGAGUCCGGCCUCUCGAUGGUCACGUGGAAACUGCUAGGAGAGAAGAUGCCCAGGUCCGAGGACGAGUGGCAGAGGGAGUUCGAGAAAUACCAGCAAUACCCGGAGUUCAAAUACAAAAACCAGCACAUAACACUGUCGGAGUUCAAGUGGAUCUGGUUCAUGGAAUUCGCGCAUCGCACGUGGGGCAGAGCCAUCGGCGCAGCCGUGCUGCUGCCGGCCGCCGGCUUCUGGCUGCGUGGCUGCCUCGACCGCGGCAUGAAGAUACGCGUCGCCGUCUACUGCACGCUCGUCGCUGCGCAGGGCCUGAUGGGAUGGUACAUGGUGAAGUCGGGGCUGGAGGACCGCUUCCAAGGCCCGGCGGACGUGCCGCGCGUGUCGCAGUACCGGCUGGCGGCGCACCUGGGGCUGGCGUUCGUGCUGUACGCGGCGCUGCUGGGCGGCGCGCUGCGGGUGCUGCGGCCGCAGCCGCCGCUCGCCGUCCUGCGCAAGGGCGUCAAGGAACUGAAGAGCGUCACCAUCCUAGCACACAGUGUUAAGGCUUUAGCGUUUUUCACAGCUCUUUCAGGAGCAUUCGUGGCGGGCCUAGACGCGGGGCUCGUGUACAACUCGUUCCCCAAGAUGGGCGACCACUGGGUGCCCGAAGACAUCCUCGCGUUGAGCCCGACGCUACGCAACCUCACAGAGAACCCCACGACGGUGCAGUUCGACCACCGCGUGCUGGGCACCGCGACGCUGGCGGCCGCGUCGCUGCUGUGGCUGCGUGCACGCAAGGCUCCGCUGUCCGCGCCGGCCGCUCGCGUCGCCGCCGCCGUCGGCGCCAUGGCUUGGCUGCAGGUGACGCUGGGCGUGCUGACGCUGCUGCACUACGUGCCGACGCCGCUGGCCGCGAGCCACCAGGCCGGCUCCCUCACGCUCCUCACGCUCGCCAUCUGGCUCACGCACGAGGUCAAGCUCCUCAAAUUCAUACCCAAGUGAACAGUAUUGUGACAGUUGCAAGGUAUCGUUUCAUUGUAAUAUAAGUAUGUUAGACA